Messenger RNA from Paraglomus occultum, 450 nucleotides. The record is from the annotation of a GenBank genome assembly. Lineage: Eukaryota; Fungi; Glomeromycota; Glomeromycetes; Paraglomerales; Paraglomeraceae.
AUGUCUGUUGGAAGCGUCUGCCCGCUAAUAGACGACCUCUUAUUUAUUAAAGGGACUCCCACGGUGUUGGGCGAAGUACCACAAGCAGGAGAGAAAAGGAUCUAUGUGGUGGAAUUCUGGGCUUCAUGGUGUUGGCCUUGCAGGGAAUCAAUACCACAUUUGUCUGAAUUAGGUGAAAAAUACAAAAAUCGUGGAGUCACGGUUGUUGGAGUUACUAGAGAGAAGGAUUAUGACAAAGUAAAGCAAUUUGUUGCUGAAAUGGGCGAUAAAAUGAGUUAUAACGUCGCUAUCGACGUAAACUUGGCCGCUAGAGAAGCGUUGUACGUCCCGAGUAAUGCACCGGGAAUUCCAAAGGCAUUUGUAUUGGUAAAUAAUGUUGUCUUUUGGCAUGGCCAUCCAGUCGACGAUGAUAUUGAAGCUGAAAUAAUUAAAGCCAUCGAGACCAAUUGA